Messenger RNA from Brassica rapa (field mustard), 1168 nucleotides. RefSeq lists its product as uncharacterized. The record is from RefSeq and is a predicted model, not a curated record. Lineage: Eukaryota; Viridiplantae; Streptophyta; Magnoliopsida; Brassicales; Brassicaceae.
UUGGAAAAGACAAGGUCCCAAAGACCAAGCUCUAGAUUCAUUAACACACACAUUCACACACACACCAUCUUCAACCUCUCUCUUAAUCUCAAUGGACUUUUUCCAGAAAGCCAAAGCCGUUCGUUUACGGAGCCACCACGACAAGUACCUAAUCGCCGACGAAGACGAAGAGUCCGUCACUCAAGAACGCAACGGCUCGGCAGGCGCAGCCAAAUGGACCGUGGAGCCAGUCCCAGGCUCCUCCAAUCUCAUCCGCCUCAAAAGCGCUUACGGCAAAUACUUAACGGCGUCAAACAAACCGUUUCUCCUCGGAGCCACCGGAAGAAAAGUCCUGCAGACCAAUCCGAGCCGUCUCGACUCGUCUCUCGCUUGGGAACCCAUCAGGGACGGUGCUUUGGUCAAGCUCAAGACACGUUACGGUCACUUCCUUCGCGGUAACGGUGGCUUGCCUCCGUGGAGAAACUCCGUCACUCACGAUAUUCCUCACAGAUCGGCGACUCAGGAUUGGAUUCUUUGGCACGUCGACGUCGUCGAGAUUCUCACCGAUCAACACCAGCUCCAGCAGAAGCAGCAGGAGCCUCCGUCUCCGCUUCAUCAUUCUGAUUCUCUGGAUUUCGAACCUGGAUCUCCUUCUAGAUCUAACCGUUUCUUCAGACAGGAGUCAACGGAUUCAGUAGCGGUCGGAUCGCCGCCUAAAUCGGAAGGGAGAGUGAUAUACUACCACGUGGCGGAUGAUGAGGGUGAAGUUGAGGAUGAUUCAGUUGAGGUGAAGUCGUUUACUUUCAAAGGCAAUGGGGUUGAAGAGCUGACUAAGAGGUUGAAAGAAGAGAGCAAUGUGGAUGAUGUUAUCGUUUGUACUCGUAGUCCUUUGAACGGCAAGCUUUUCCCUUUGCGUCUUCAGCUUCCGCCCAAUAAUGCCGACAUGACUGUUGUUUUAGUUCCAGUCUCAUCGAAAAUAGCAGAAGGGUUCAUCAAGUGAGAGAUGUGUAUGUUUGAAGCUUGAGCCGUGAAAGUGAAGGCUAUAGCUGGAAAUGAUUUGUUGUUAAUUCAGUGGAUUUGCCUUAGAGAUAUGCUGCUUGAUUAUUUAAACAUUUAUGAAUUAUACAAAAUAUUGUUUGCAGCGGUUAGUGAUUCUCGCUGCCUAUUAAUACAAUCUUUUUACCUGCUC